This is a messenger RNA of Saprolegnia diclina VS20, 1736 nucleotides long. RefSeq lists its product as hypothetical. The record is from RefSeq and is a predicted model, not a curated record. Gene Ontology annotation, molecular function: hydrolase activity, hydrolyzing O-glycosyl compounds. Lineage: Eukaryota; Oomycota; Saprolegniomycetes; Saprolegniales; Saprolegniaceae. Bases 26 to 1714 code for a protein of 562 amino acids. The transcript is spliced from 5 exons.
CGAUCUUUGCAAGCGUCACCAAGGGAUGGCACCCCGGACGAACUUUGAAGGCUACGAGUCGCCCGAUGAAGACGCUGAUCUCGCAUCUUCGGUGCCGAGCUGCCUCAAGACGACACGAGCCAAGGUCGUUUUGGGUGUCAUUAUCAUUGGCGUCGUCGGACUCAUUCUCGGCCUCGUACUCGGCCAAGGCGCAACAGCGGCGCCAGCCAAGCAGCAGGAGGUAGCGGCUCCAGUUGUUAGCCCCACGAUAUUCGUGACAACCACACCGCCGACGCCACCCGCGACCACGCAAACACCUACGCCAGUUAGCCCUCUGCGCGUCACGACGAAACCACCAGCAACAACACUACCACUGACGCCAAAACCAACGCCGGCACCGACGCCGACGCCGACACCCGUCUUGUAUGGCAAGAUCAACGACGGCACGCCCGGCACGGCCGGCCAAGUCACCAACAUGGCCUCGUUCCCGCCCCUCGGCUGCAAGCUACCCAACUACCUCAGCGAGAACGGCGGCCUCUUUGCCCAGGCGCCCAACGGCACCAAAGUGCCCGUCGCCAUCAAAGGCAUCAACUGGUUUGGCAUGGAGACGGAGCUCCGCAUCCCGUUCGGUCUCUGGGCCAACCCGGACAACGGCACGUCCCUCUUUGAGGUUGUGGCGUUCCUCGCCCGGCACAACUUCAACAGCAUCCGCCUCCCGCUGACCGUCGACGCGCUCGUCAAGAACACGCCACCCAACGCCAACGUCGUCAACGAGUACGAGAGCCCGGGUUUGAACCUCACGAGCUACGUGAGCGCGGUCCAGAGCAUCGUGCGCGCGUGCGGCGCUCUCGGCAUCUCGGUGCUCCUCGACAUCCACUACCUCUCGGUCACCGACAAGGGCGACGCGUGGUUCAGCGACGUUACGCCCGAGAGUGUGACGCUGCAAGCCAUGGACGUGCUCACGACCAACCUCUGCGAAGACGCGUACUGGAACGUCGUUGGCGUCGACCUCAAGAACGAGCCGUGGCAGACCACGUGGGGCGACGACGGACCCAAGGACUUUCGCCGCGGCGCGACGCUUCUCGCGCAGCGCAUGUUGGCCAAGUGUCCCAACUGGCUCGCGUUCGUCGAGGGCAACGCCGAGACGCACUCGAUCACGAUCAACGGCACUCGCUUUGACUACUACGACUGGUGGGGCGGCGGUCUCCAGGCGGCGGGCACCUCCCCGAUCACGACGCUGCCCACCAAGCUCGUGUACGCCCCGCACUACUACAACCCGUCCGUGUACCCGCAAUCGUUUCUGGUCUCGAGCGCGGCGCCGCGCAAGGCGGGCGAGACGGUCUUGCGCAACUACACCGAGUGGGGCGACGCCGAGCUGCGCCAGGUGGUGUCCGCGACCGCCCAAGACAUGUUUGGGUACUUGCGGGCGCAAGGCCACGCGAUCGUCUUUGGCGAGUUUGGCGGCCUCUUCGCCCUCGACGCGCACCCGCACAAGACAUCCCAGCGCGUCGUCAAUCUGUGCAUGCAGAUCAUGAUGGAGCAAGGCUACAGCGGCGGGUACAUGUGGGCGCUCAACCCCGAGAGCGGGUACGGCUUCAACCCCUCCGACACUGCCGGCUACUGGACGGAAGGUCUGCUGCAGCCCAAUUGGCGCGACGUCAACACCGUGUACCUCGACGCGCUGCGUGCGCUCGAUCGGCUGCCGCACCUCCGUCGCUUUCCGUGCUUUACGUAAUCGAUAUCUUUUGCAAACAGAA